AAGAACGACCUUCGGAAGAUAUAUCAUUUGAUCAAUUACUUCUGCUAUAUGCAUAUAGCAAAUUGCGUAUCCAACAACUUCCAGUGUUGUGUUGUGUCACGUGACUAUAACGCAUGCGGACUAGCUGUCUUCCACUCCCUGGGUUGGGAUUGCCCUUGAACAUCACGCUGGUUAGAAUCAAUUGCGAGGCAAAUCAGCAAGGGUUGCCCGCUUCCACCAUGUCAGACAGCCAAAAUAGUGCUCUUUUUACAGACCGUCAACCAACGCGCAAACUGUGCGAUAUGUCAUACUGUUACGGCCGCUGGUAUGGGAAGAAGGACAAAUAUAGGUUGCCCAUUGACGAAGAGGAGACCGAUCGGCUAGAUAUAUUCCACAAGUUCUUCCGAGUAGCGCGUCAUGGAAGGCUUUUCUCAGCUUCUUUGGAUAUGACAGAACCGUUGCAGGUCCUCGAUCUCGGCACAGGCACGGGAAUAUGGGCCACACAGCUGGCUGAUGAAUAUCCUCAUAUAAGUGUACAGGGCCUCGACCUCCAUAUGAUACAGUCCCGGAUGAUUCCAUCCAAUAUGAAACCUCCAAAGCUAUUUGACCUUGAGGAUUCUUGGGACACAAUUGGCCUUGGCUGGGACUUCAUACAUGCCCGAACACUCUUUGGCAGUAUUGAAUCUUGGCCGGAUAUGUACCAAAAGAUGAUCACGCACCUCAAGCCUGGGGGCUACAUCGAGCAUAUCGAAAUUGAUUGGGACCCUCAAUGUGACGACAGCUCUCUUCCACCAAACAGUUCUCUAAGUCAAUGGGCUAAAAAACUUCUCGAUGCAAUGGAUCGGUAUGGCCGCCCAAUGAAAGUGGAUUCUAAAGAAACACAACGCCAGCUUGGAGUAGCUGGCUUCACAAACAUUAGUGAAACAGUCAUCAAAGCGUAUUGCAAUGACUGGCCUGAAGAUUCUCAUGACAAAGAAGUGGGUAAUUGGUUCAAUUUUGGAUUCUCUAUUGGUCUCGCGGCUCUGUCAUACGCAGCUAUGGUCGAGACGCUAAGGAUGUCCAAGGAAGAAGUGGAGAGUCUUUGCAAUGAAGUCAAGAGUGAGAUAUGUACGCGAAGUUAUCACGCAUAUUGUACAAUGUAAGUCUUCAUAUACGCAGCUUUCGGGGUCAUCGCUGACGGCCGAUGGAGAUAUAUUUGGACAGCAAGAAAACCGGAAACAGCUUCUAACAACUCUUCAGCUUGUUCAAGCUGACCCGUUCAUUACUGUAACUCUAUCACCACAUUAUAGCCGAGCUUCCUGAUACCCCAACAUCCAUUUUUGACCUUUGACAAACUGGACAUUUGACUGAAACUGGACAUUUGACUAAAACUGGACGAUUGGCUAAAACUGGACAUUCGACUAAAAACGGAUCUCGUCUCAUUUCUUUCAAAGAAGAGUAAAUGGUGCCCUCUGGAGGCAGCUUCAGUAGUUUCUCUUCACACUCGGCCGAUAGAGCAGAUACAUCUCGUUUAUCUGACUUGAACUCUG
Messenger RNA from Ilyonectria robusta, 1508 nucleotides. RefSeq names its product S-adenosyl-L-methionine-dependent methyltransferase. Bases 114 to 1121 code for a protein of 335 amino acids. The transcript is spliced from 6 exons. Gene Ontology annotation, molecular function: methyltransferase activity. NCBI's taxonomy places the organism in Eukaryota, Fungi, Ascomycota, Sordariomycetes, Hypocreales, Nectriaceae. The record is from RefSeq and is a predicted model, not a curated record.